AUGCAACCGGUGCCUGGAUACGGCACGCCAUUCCCUCAAGGAGAGGCAGAUCGGAUGAAACAGGCUGGAGGUCUGAGACCCAAGGGCGUUAGUGAAGACAAAGUAACCACGGUCUUCGUCGGCGGUUUGCGGAAAAGCACUAGUGAAGACAAGGUAGCUGCCCAUUUCGCGAAGUACGGCCAGGUGGACAGCGUUGACAUAAAGCGCCUGCCAGAUGGCACGUCGCGUGGGUUCGCGUUUGUCAAGUUCACAGACAAGGAGUCAGUUGACAAAGCCGUGGAAGCGAAAGCCAACCAUAUGAUUGACAACAAGUGGGUCGCAGUUCGCCCUCACGGAGGUUCUGCUUUUCAAGCGGCGCAGCAUGCCGAAAGAGAAAAGAUGCAAGUUGUGAGAGAGAAGGAGAAGAAGGAGGCUGAAGCACCGUUGAUGCAGGACGAUUACGAGGAAAAGUGGUCCGAGAAGUAUCUGCUGCAGGCAGCUUCACUCCGAGGGGCAGACGAGGAUGGUGAAGACGGCAAGGACAAAGAUUCUGGCCAGAUGAACCCCAUGAUGGCCAUGAUGAUGAACCCCAUGAUGGCGAUGAUGAUGAAUCCGAUGAUGCAGAUGAAUCCUAUGAUGAUGGGUGCAAGACCGAUGAUGAUGCCCGGGUGUGGCGGCUGUGGCUGUCCGGGCUGUGCCCCCGGUAUGCCCCCGGGAGCCAACGGGGCUCCAGGAGGAGCCCAGCCCUCGGAGGAUGCGGGCGCUAGCGCCGCUAGCGGGCCUGACGCAGCUCCGUCUGCCGGAGCACCCAGCACAGGGGCCCCACCGGGAGCAACUCCACCAGGUGGCUGUGGCUGCAUGCCGGGAUGCAUGCCGGCCUGCUGUGGGGGCUGCAUGCCAGGUUGUGGCGGUUGCUGUCCCUGCGGUGGCUGCAUGCCUGGCUGCAUGCCCGGCUGCAUGCCCGGCUGCAUGCCUACCAUGCCGAACAUGGCAGGCGCCCCCGCGCCCAUGACUUCUGCUGCCGACGGCGGAGGUGCAGCAGGAGCUCCUGAGCCGGAGGCCGCAGGCGGAAGUGGUCCGGUAAAAGAUGGCGGCGGUGAGAACCGAUUCCAGCCACGCAACGACAACACUGCAGUGGAAGCUCAGCAAUCAAGACGCUUUCAGACUGCAUCGCUGGUGACUGCAGCGCAAAGAAGGGGAUUUGUUGCGAUGUACACAGAUGGAAAAACGUCUGAGGUGCAAAGGGAAAGGGAUGAGGUCAUGAAGAAGAACACGUGCAAUACACUGUCAGCUUUUCCUGUGGGGUGGGGCAGAGUCCGACUUGCUCCGCAAAAGUCGGAGUGCAGCAGGUGCAGAAAAAAACAGCUUUCUGUGCCUCGCCUCAUGGCGGGUCGUGCCGUGAGGCAAGGGUACCUGUCCAAUGGCCUCUUCACCUCUUGGAUGGAGGAGCUGAGUGCGGUCGUGUAUGGAAAGAGCUCAGAGGUGCCGAAAAAGCCGUCCAGGCGCACCAGGAAGAACGUGGAAGAAACCCGGGUCGUCAUUGAAGACUUUUGCCAGGACUGUCAUGCCGCUCGUGUCGAGCCCACUCCGUCUGAGCUGGUCGCACUUUGGGAAAGGUGCAGUUCUUUCAAGUCCAGGCAUGUUGCAGCAGCCAUCGGUGAUCAGCUCAGCCUCCAAAGUGGAACAGAUUGGCAGCCGCGAUUUCGCGCCCUGUGUCUUCUGGAGCAGUGCUUCGAGGAGGACAGUGGGGCAUCUCAGCUAGUGGCCACGAAAGUCUACGAAGAUCACGAGGAGAUCUUGAAGUACUUGGCCUCGAAUGUUCAGCCGUGUGCAGAAAAGGCCAAGAAG
Molecule: messenger RNA, 1827 nt
Organism: Symbiodinium necroappetens
Lineage: Eukaryota; Dinophyceae; Suessiales; Symbiodiniaceae
Source: the annotation of a GenBank genome assembly